UAGAAACUGCCAAUAUUUGAAAGAGAUAUGGCUGUUCCUUUCUCCAACACAACAUUAAGAGUUCCUCACGGCUUUCCAAACUUGUUGGAAGGGUUGGCAAGAGAAGUUCUCAGACAUCAGCCAAAAGAUAUCUACGGCUUCGGCGCAAAGUAUUUCGAAGAACUUUUAAGAAAGAGAGAAGAAACUGGUAUCGAUGAUCUAGCUCAGCUUGGUGCUAAACUUGAUGAUAGAUAUUACAAUAACAAGGCGUAUUGCACUGGUGCUUGUAGUGCUAAUAAUGCUGAACAUCAACAAGCUGCUGUGCGUAUUCAAGCCGAAUAUCGUAGACAUCUAGCUACUCAAGAAACUGAACAUUUGCGUCAAGAGAAUGCUGCAACCCUAAUCCAGUCAAACUUUCGGGGCUACAGAGAUAGGAAGUUAGUCAAGUCACUCAAGGAAAACAAUGAUAGAAGCGAUCAGUCGGAAGAUCAGGCACAAGAAAAUAAGGAGAAUCUAGAAGUCUCUGAGUUCAGUGAUCAAACGAAUACCUUGUUGGAGUCUUCAAAUCAAUCAACUAAUCAUUUGACUGCACAACAGUCUGAUUUGCCUAAAUCACUUAAAGAACAAGAAUAUAAUAACACUGAGGAAGCUGCUAUCACUCAGUCAAAUAAUAGAGGUUAUACCCAACGAAAACGUGAAAAGAGUAUUCGUAAAUUGGAACGUGUACUGUCUAUUCAUCAGAAUAAUGGUGAAGAUCAAGUUGUGAGUGAAGAAGACAGUGAAACUGAUCGUCCCACUGACUCAUCAUCUCAUAAUUUAGAAUCUGAAUCUAUAUCAGCAGAAUCCACAAGAGUUGGAUCACACAAAAAACACUCUUCGGUAGAAUCGUCAUAUAUAAAAUCUCCUGAAGAGCGAAACAACCAAACUAAUCCUACUGAAGAAGAGACAAAUAUCAAUACAGUUGAUAGUAACCAAGAAGCUAUACUAAUAUCGCCUCUAGAAGAGAAAGUUGACUUAGAAGAACAAAGGCUAGACGAUUUGGUUGAGGGUUCCAACAAACUUCCAACUGAGAAUAUAAAUCUUUCGCGUAAUACAGAAUCAGAGGAUGAAGCAAGUGAUAAAACACCAAGGGAAGAUGAUGAUGGUGAUGGUAAAAAACUUAAAACGUCAGAAUUAUUCACUGACAUACAGAAGCUGUGAAAAGAAGGUUAAGGAGAGUGCUACACUAGUGUACGUUGUUGAUGUGUUUGUUCAAGAAUAAAAGAAAAUCAACGGAAAUGAGAGAAUAUGAAACUAAAUUUAACGUUUAACACUUCAAAAUUCACAUAUUCAUCACAAUGUUAUGGGCAUAUACAGACAGCAAUGGUUAGUAAUCUUAAGACAUACAUUUGCGGACACUAUUUCCGAAUGAUUAUUUUGUAAUCUAUGCCAUGGGUCAUAUGUUUAUCGUUUUGUCGAGGGUAUUCGUAAACUUCCUGUUCAAAUUAUGCAGGAAACAAUUGUACUGUACCACAAUGCAAAUCAAAUCCCAUCACCAUGUGGAAAGUUAUCUGUUUGUCAGUUAUGAAAAGCUUUAUAAUCUGUAAAUCCAUGUUACGCUUACCUUACCUACUGUCAUCAGUGCACUCAUACAUGACGUCUUGCACUGUCCAGUGCCUCAAUUCCCUUUUGAUAAAGUAGUAUUAAACGUAAAAGUUUAUAGUUAUUAUAAGUAGAAUGCAAACUGAAUCAUGUAUUAAACAUUCUUCCUAGGAGUUUGUUAGACAAGCUAUUUUCAUUUACGCCUUUAAGUGAAGCGAUAACAUUGUUCACUUGCUUGUUUUGUUAGUCUUUAAUUAACAGAUAGUUUCUUUCACCACCAGCUAGAAACAUCUGAAAGUAUAAGAAAAAUAGCAGCUGCGUAAGGUAGUAACUUACUAUUCAG
This is a messenger RNA of Heterobilharzia americana, 1903 nucleotides long. The record is from the annotation of a GenBank genome assembly. Lineage: Eukaryota; Metazoa; Platyhelminthes; Trematoda; Strigeidida; Schistosomatidae.